AUGCAGGGUCUACACGGUGAGCGUGUAGCUGCCGUCCAAAUCCUCGCGGAAUCCGCCGAGGAGGAGGAGAAGAAGCGCAUUGCCGGCUCGCUUUUCUCUCUUGCAACUGGCAAAUCCCUUCUCUACCAGGCGGCAACUUCCUACUUCCUCCAGUCCUUCGUAACCCAGACCAUUUCGUUGAAGUUGCAAAACUACUUCUACCACCGUCUGAUGGCGAUAAUUCCGGAUCCAACCCAUGGCGAAAAGCCGACUACGUUCCAGGGCAUCAACAAUGACCGGAUGUCUAUCGACAUUGAGAUGAAUUUUGAGGCAGUAGGACCAUCAGCACUCACGAUCGAGGACACGGCGAACUCCUCGCACGCGGGGGGCUACACAGCCACCAUCCCCUUCGACCCAGUGACAGGCGACACCAUCACGCCCUCACCCGAGGUGACGACCGAUCCCCUGGAGCUCGAAACCGACAGCGAAGCCUCGCGGUGCUUUGCCAGUCGUUGGCCAACAAUAUGGGUCUACACGGCCACGCCUGUCAAUGGAAAGUUUGGGGAGCUCGACGGUCUGGCGCUGGCGAGCGGGACCGAGGCGAGCCGCGGACCGUGGUCCGCGGCUCGGUGGAGGAGCAGCAGCACUGAUGUGCUUUCUUCAGAGGCUGCGGUACGAACACAAAAACAGCCUGAAGGUUGUCAACGAGAAGAAUGGAAAUUCCGCCACGGCUACUUCCCGAGAGAGAGUCUACUCCCAGCCACUAUCGAGUUUGACGCCAAGGAUUCUGUUCUUACGGCCUAG
This is a messenger RNA of Tricharina praecox, 783 nucleotides long. RefSeq lists its product as uncharacterized. The transcript has 5 exons. Bases 1 to 783 code for a protein of 260 amino acids. The record is from RefSeq and is a predicted model, not a curated record. Lineage: Eukaryota; Fungi; Ascomycota; Pezizomycetes; Pezizales; Pyronemataceae.